UUGUCAUCUUUAUAAUUUACCUAUUUAAGAGCUUGAUCUUGUUGAGGGGAGCCACCAAUGUGUUUAGUGCAAAAAACCUUUCAAACUUCCUUUUACUCAAUUCUCUUCCUCAGUAUCUAUAUUUCUUAAAGAUCAUGGCCUCUAUGGUAGCUGAUAAUUGGGAAUCCAUUGUUUGUUACGAUGAUUUCAUCAACAAUGAAAGUUCAUAUAUUGAUCAGAACAUUCUCAUGUCUCUACUCGAUGAAUCACAUAACGAAGAUUGUGAUGAUGAAAGAUUAACAAAUGUGAUCAGAUCUCUAGAGGCUGAAAUCGCGCCCAACAAUACAGAUUGUUAUUUAUCUAAUAAUCUCAAAUUGGAGAGUGAUCCAAUAGAGUGCCAAUCAUCAAGUGAUGAGUCAACAAAUGAGCAAAAUUUCUCAAAAUUGCAUGAUCUCGACUUCCAAUGGAUGGAUUUGGAGAUGGUCCCUUCUUCACCUACUAGUGGCAUGGCAAGUUGGUACAUGGGUUCCUAUGAACAAGAGAUGGAUGCAAUGACAGAAUUUGAUGGGCUAAAAUUUUAUUCACAGAUUAGUUAUGAAACUCCAUUAAUGGAAGAGCAUGAUUUUGGCCUUUUAUGGCAAGAAACAAAUGACUCACAGAUGAAAAAUUGAAAGUUAUGUACAUAAUUUAUUAUGGAUUAGAGUGAUCCAGUUACCAAUAAUUUAAUUUUCAAAUUUCUCUACUUUAUAAGUCCAAUAGAUGAUUUCUUAUGAGAGCAUCUGGCUUUGAUGAAAAAUGAAUCUAAUACGUUCGCGAA
Messenger RNA from Olea europaea var. sylvestris, 796 nucleotides. RefSeq lists its product as uncharacterized. The coding region runs from base 135 to 650 and encodes 171 amino acids. The transcript has a single exon. NCBI's taxonomy places the organism in Eukaryota, Viridiplantae, Streptophyta, Magnoliopsida, Lamiales, Oleaceae. The record is from RefSeq and is a predicted model, not a curated record.